Rhipicephalus microplus (southern cattle tick) is the source of this 834-nucleotide messenger RNA. RefSeq lists its product as uncharacterized. NCBI's taxonomy places the organism in Eukaryota, Metazoa, Arthropoda, Arachnida, Ixodida, Ixodidae. The record is from RefSeq and is a predicted model, not a curated record. Gene Ontology annotation, molecular function: DNA-binding transcription factor activity, RNA polymerase II-specific; RNA polymerase II cis-regulatory region sequence-specific DNA binding. Gene Ontology annotation, biological process: regulation of transcription by RNA polymerase II.
AUGUGGCAGGACAUUGAGAGCGUCCUGCUGGGCGACAUGGCGCCUGGCUUCAGCCCCGAGCCCCGCGGCCCGAGCCCUCUUCCCCCUCGGCGACCGACCCUGCCUCCGCCCUCGGCUCCGGGCCCCGGAUACCACCACGGCGGUGGAGGCGGCGGUGGUCCCGGUCAGCACCACCUCGCCGGCGCGGCCGCCUUCACGGCGCCGCCUCGUCCCGAUCUCCUCGAAGACCUCGGUCUCACCGUGGCCGACUCGAAGCACCCCUACGGCUGCGGAGGCACCGACUCCCCUUCGUCGUCCAUACCACCGCCGCCCGCCUACCCGUGGUGCGGAUCCGUGCCGGACUCGUCUCGCUACGGUCCUCCGUGCGGCAACCCGCUCAGGCCACCGCCCGCGAUCGGGGCGUGCUUCGGGCAGGGUAGGGUGCCGACGCCGCCUCCGUCCCCGCUCCAGCACGACGGACUAGUGGUGCCUCCUUCCGCACUCUACCCCGGUCCCAGUGUGGUGCCCGUCGCGCCCGCGGCGCCCAAGCCCCGCCGGGGCCGCCGGUCGCGCGGUCCCAAGAAGGUGACCGUGCACACCUGUUCCUACCCCGGAUGCUCGAAGACGUACUCCAAGAGCUCGCACCUCAAGGCGCACCUGCGCACUCACACGGGCGAGAAGCCUUACCAGUGCAACUGGAAGGGUUGCGGCUGGAAGUUUGCUCGCUCGGAUGAACUGACGCGCCACUACCGCAAGCACACGGGCGACCGGCCCUUCCAGUGCCGGCUGUGCGACAGGGCCUUCUCCCGGUCGGACCUCUCGCUGCACAUGAAGAGGCACGCCGAGGUGCUCUGA